This is a messenger RNA of Phragmites australis (common reed), 726 nucleotides long. Its product is annotated as large ribosomal subunit protein uL14. Gene Ontology annotation, biological process: translation. The transcript is spliced from 4 exons. Lineage: Eukaryota; Viridiplantae; Streptophyta; Magnoliopsida; Poales; Poaceae. The record is from RefSeq and is a predicted model, not a curated record. Gene Ontology annotation, molecular function: large ribosomal subunit rRNA binding; structural constituent of ribosome. Gene Ontology annotation, cellular component: cytosolic large ribosomal subunit; ribosome. The coding region runs from base 143 to 565 and encodes 140 amino acids.
GUCGAACGGGCUCACCACCCGCCGUCUCGCUGACCCCGUGAAUCCAGAGCCCAAAGCCCAUGUUCCUCUCCCUCUCUUUUAUAACCCACCGAGUCGGCGCCAACCCUAGCCCAUCCCUCCUCCUCGCGCCGCCGCCGUCGCCAUGUCCAAGCGCGGGAGGGGCGGGUCGGCGGGGAACAAGUUCCGCAUGUCGCUGGGUCUGCCUGUGGCCGCCACGGUGAACUGCGCCGACAACACUGGCGCCAAGAACCUCUACAUCAUCUCCGUCAAGGGCAUCAAGGGGAGGCUGAACCGGCUCCCAUCGGCCUGCGUCGGCGACAUGGUCAUGGCCACCGUGAAGAAGGGGAAGCCCGACCUCAGGAAGAAGGUCAUGCCCGCCGUCAUCGUCCGCCAGCGCAAGCCGUGGCGCCGCAAGGAUGGAGUCUACAUGUACUUCGAAGAUAAUGCUGGAGUGAUCGUGAACCCCAAGGGUGAGAUGAAAGGAUCUGCUAUCACUGGACCCAUUGGCAAGGAGUGUGCUGACCUUUGGCCUAGGAUUGCUAGUGCAGCAAAUGCCAUUGUCUGAUAUCAUGAUCGGUUGAGGAAGUUUCUUUUGCUCCUUAUUUAGGUCUAUUGGUCGCAGUUUUGUACCUGAAUACCUGUGGUAAUGUACUUUGAGAUCUGUUUUCCUCCAAAUAUUUUAUGAUAAUUAAGCUCAACAAGAGCAAAAAGGUGAGUUUCGCUUUC